UGCGGACUCGCUCGCAGUAUUGUCAGUGGCCAUACGGUGUUGAAAGUUUGCAAGAACAGGGUUUGCUGCAAAAGAAGAAUCAUGAGCGCGACAUCAGCAAAUAAAUAUGAUUUCUUCGCACAAACGGCAGUGCCGGAAAGGUUCAGUGAAAAAUAUGAGCAGAUCAGGGAAUUUGUAUCAAAACACAAUGCGAUCGGAAACAGAGUGGUCCUUGUAUCAUCAGGAGGAACCACAGUACCCCUGGAGAGCAGAACAGUGCGCUUCAUCGACAACUUCAGUAUCGGCACCCGGGGCUCCGCAUCAGCAGAAUAUUUCCUGCAGCAUGGGUACGCAGUUAUAUUUUUGUAUCGACUGAGGUCCCUGGAGCCAUACUCUCGCCAUCUUCAACGCCGCCUGAUGGACAUGUUGGAGGUCAAAGGAGAUUCAGUAACUGUGAAGCGUGAUCACACAUCAUCGCUCAAGUCAAUCCUACAAGAGUACGAGGACGUGAAGGCGAAGGACCUGUUGCUGAGCAUCGACUUCACGUCCCUGGCUGAGUAUCUGCACCUCCUCCGAGCCUCGGCACAGAUCCUCAACUCCAUCCACAACAAGGCCCUGCUCUACCUUGCUGCAGCUGUGUCCGACUUCUACAUCCCCAAACACGAAAUGCCUGAACAUAAGAUCCAGUCGUCCACUGACAAACCGCUGCAACUCUCACUACAGCUUGUCCCCAAGAUGUUGAAACCUCUCGUCCAUGAGUGGGCACCAAACGCCUUUGUUGUAUCUUUCAAGCUUGAAACAGACAGAAAACUCCUGAUUAAAAAGGCACUCUCAGCUUUGGAGAAAUACCAGCAUCAGGUUGUGAUAGCAAACCUUCUUGACACACGGAAGUAUGAAGUUGUUCUUGUUACCAAGGAAACAGAAAAGCCAAUCUUACUUUCCAAAGAAGAUUCUGACAAGGGACUGGAGAUCGAGGAAGAAAUUGUGAAGCAACUAAUUGCUCGACAUAAACAUUUUAUUGAAAGCUGAUGAAAUGUGAUAAUUUUAAAGAUGAACACGGUGAAGGGAGCACAUGACCGAUAGCUAGCUUAUCUUGAGACUUUUUCAUGGUAGUAUACUCAGGAUUAUACCCAGCCAGAGCUCCAGAUUCAGAACCAUGUGUACAGUGGAAAGGCUGGAGCAUCCUCAUUCACAGAUGCAUCAAUUAUUGACCAAUCAGCACUCCACACUUGGUAGCUGACCACUACUCUUGGUGGAUUAGAAGACAUGUUAUGAAUAGAUUCUUAUGUCAAGUCAGCUUAGUAUCUGCAUAGUAAUUCCUGGUUGACCAGUUUUGGUUUUCCUUGAUCCCAGGAACUUUCAAUGUGUCUUAAGGAUGCUUGCCUGUCUGUACUCGAAUAUUCCACUUUUUUCUAGAAUAGAUAUUUACGAAAUCUUUAUAAUCUGUUUGCAUGACUGGUAAAAGCAGAGGGGUUAAAACAUAUAGGGAAAUCAGUCACGUCACCCCUUUGCUAAUCUCUCCUUAAAAUCAGAUCUUAGUUAUUCCUCUGAUAAACAAUGAUUACCCAUUUCAUGUAAUGUUGCAUGAUAUUUAGCGAUCUUUGACUGACCAAUAUGAUCACUAAUAAGAUGUCAGCAGAUGCAAGCAGAUUUCACCUGCUUUGGGUGAGACUUUCUGUCUAGUCACUUCUAUCCAUGACAAGGCUUGGAAGAAGGUCGACUGAACAAAGAACAUUCUGACAUGUCUAAUAGUGGGCUUAGGCUCAAUGUUUGCUCUUAACCCUGAAAAUCGGCAGGCUGUAAGGACGCAAAACCAUAAAAAGUUGUGGGUCCUGAUCAGAAUGUGUAGGCCCUAUAUUUUAAUAUAGAUAUAAUACGCUUAGUUAUUGGGGAUGAAAAAGCUGUCGGCCAUAAGGACCUGCAGAAAACAAAAGCUGUGGGUGCGAGUGGUUUUCAGUCGGCUUCGGGCCUAAGGACCAAUGUUAAUGUCAAACACUGUAUGGCAGUACUUUUUCAGUCGGCUUCGGGCCUAAGGACCAAUGUUAAUGUCAAACACUGUAUGGCAGUACUUCUGUUGUUUAAACCAUUAUAUUGAGAAAUACAUGAGGAUUUUCAGGGAUUCAUCCUUACAGACCACCUUACAGCCUUGACAUUGUGAUGCUACACAUUCACAUUCAUGAACAAAUUAAGCAAUAUGUUGUGAAGAAAUGAGAAUUCGUUCACUUGUUGAUACACAUGAAUGUAUGCCCCGAGUUUUCAAGAUUUCAUCUUUUAGUCUGACUUUCUGAUUUGAGUAUUUCAUUGACCAUAGAUUGAAAUAGAUGGUUGUUGGAAAUGUUGAGAGUUGUUACAAGCUGUAGACUGUCAAUAUUACCUUUUCCAGCAUACUAUGUAUUAGUUGUAAGAUGGCAAGAGCUGGCUGAAAAUCAUAAAUUUUGCAGAAAGAUUUAUCUUCCCAACCAACAAAUACAAUAGUCUCUCUUGAAUUCUUCACUCCCUGGCACUCAAGUCUAUCACUGUGAUAACCACACUUAAACGUAGGGUACAUAUGUAUUAUUCUCAACGUGUAUGGCAUUUUGUUCAAAUGCAAGGCUUUUCAAGAGGGAGGUGUCAUUGAUUUUGUACAUGAGAUGCAGGGGGUCACUUACUGUGUACAUAAUUAAUUUUUUUUAUGGGGGCAUGGAAUUCACAUUGCACAUGCUUCUCUAAAAAAUUAUCAUCACCCCUAGCUAUACAUUUAUAGUGAUUUAUUUGUGUUUGUUGUUUAACGCCGCACUCAGCAAUACUCCAGCUAAAUUGCGGAGUUCUGUAAAUAAUCUUGUCUGGACCAGACAAUCCAAUGUAUCAACCAAGUCAGCAAGCCUGUCCACCCAAUCCUGUUAGUCACCUCUUACGACAAGCAUGUGUUGCUGAAGACCAAUUCUAACCCGGAUCUUCAGGGUCACUAUAAAAAAUAUAUAGUGAAUACCAGUUGCCGAUGGUUUGUCAUAUGCAUUCCUUCCAUUCUGCACAUCUUUGUGAACAUGGCUGUUCAUGUUUAACAUAUUUAUUUUGGUCAUAUUUCAGUGGUAGAUAUGGAUCUUGCUAACAUAUAUUUUAUGUAAUCAACAGAAAUUCAUUUCUGUUAAACAGUUUGUGAUCAAUAAAUUCAAUGACAUUGUG
This is a messenger RNA of Haliotis rubra (blacklip abalone), 3141 nucleotides long. Its product is annotated as phosphopantothenate--cysteine ligase-like. Lineage: Eukaryota; Metazoa; Mollusca; Gastropoda; Lepetellida; Haliotidae. The record is from RefSeq and is a predicted model, not a curated record. Gene Ontology annotation, biological process: coenzyme A biosynthetic process. The transcript is spliced from 7 exons. Gene Ontology annotation, cellular component: cytoplasm; nucleus. Gene Ontology annotation, molecular function: phosphopantothenate--cysteine ligase activity. The coding region runs from base 82 to 1008 and encodes 308 amino acids.